This is a messenger RNA of Sycon ciliatum, 975 nucleotides long. RefSeq lists its product as uncharacterized. The transcript has 2 exons. Gene Ontology annotation, molecular function: DNA binding. Gene Ontology annotation, biological process: DNA integration; DNA recombination. NCBI's taxonomy places the organism in Eukaryota, Metazoa, Porifera, Calcarea, Leucosolenida, Sycettidae. The record is from RefSeq and is a predicted model, not a curated record. The coding region runs from base 1 to 975 and encodes 324 amino acids.
AUGGCAGACUUGUUGUGGUGGGCAGAGGCCCUGACCAUAUGGAAUGGGAAGUCAUUCUUCCUGGUGGAUGAGUGGACGCCAGCCCCCGACAUGCAACUACAGACUGAUGCCAGCGGCACUCACGGUUAUGGUGCCUUCUACAACGGCCGGUGGCUGAGAGGAGAGUGGACAGGCCAGAACGAGAACGAGAACAUUGAGUUCAAAGAAAUGACUCUUCAGCCUCGAUCUGUCCGUGUCUACAUGUCGGCAAUCCGCAACCUUCAAGUGGAACUUGGCUUUGCUUACCCGUCGGGCCCAACAACUCUCCUCGCUAGGGUCCUGCGGGGCAUCGACAGGUCGUCAUCGACACAGCGUCAUCGUCUGCCGAUAACCACUCCACUUCUCAGGGAGAUCUGCCGGCAUGUUGCCGUUCCACGCAUGCGGCACCCUCACGACAAGGCCAUGCUAAGGGCAGCUUUUUCCUUGGCGUUUCAUGGGUUCUUCCGUUGUGGAGAACUGACUGCUGGCCUGAGGCGAUGUGAUGUGACGAUCAGUACUGACCAGCGGUCGUUAUCGGUAAACGUGCGCUCAUCUAAGACGGACCCCGACAGCACGGGCCACACAGUAUUGGUUGGAGCCAGCACGGACACACCGAUCUACCCAGUGCAGGCCAUGGCAAACUACCUGGCGUUUCGCCCCGGCGGCGACCAUCUGUUCACUUAUGCUAAUGGCCAGCCGCUUACAAAAAAUGCAGUGUCCUCUGAACUGCGCAACCUGCUGCCACUCUGUGGGGUCACGGACCCGAGUGCUUAUGCCAGUCACUCUUUCCGGAUUGGCGCCGCAACAUCAGCGGCCAUGGCAGGUGUCCCCGAACACAUCAUCCGUAUCAUGGGUAGAUGGCGCAGUGAUGCGGUCCACCGCUACAUCCGGGCUGCUACAGCUGACACCCUGCGAGUGUCACGUCAAUUAGCUGCAGUUCAAAGUCAUCAAUGGUAG